Messenger RNA from Rhea pennata, 2389 nucleotides. It is a transcript of the gene CLEC3B, whose product is annotated as C-type lectin domain family 3 member B. The record is from RefSeq and is a predicted model, not a curated record. The coding region runs from base 140 to 748 and encodes 202 amino acids. Lineage: Eukaryota; Metazoa; Chordata; Aves; Rheiformes; Rheidae. The transcript is spliced from 3 exons. Gene Ontology annotation, biological process: bone mineralization; ossification.
GGCCGGGCCGUUCCCAGCAUUCGCCGGAGUCGCCUGGACGGCGCCGGAGGAGGCCGGGAGGCUGCGCCCAGCGGGAGGCUCCGGGGCCGGGAUCGAAGCGGAGGGGACGAGGGGCGGCCGGCGGGGGCCGCGCGGCGGCAUGGCGCUCCGCGGGGCCUGCCUGCUCCUCUGCCUCCUGGCCCUCCUGGCCCACGGCGCCGGGCAGCCCAACGGCAAGGGCCGCCAGAAGCCAGCCGCCGCCAAGAAAGAUGGCGUGAGCAUCAAAAUGAUUGAAGACCUGAAGGCCAUGAUCGACAACAUCUCCCAGGAGGUUGCGUUACUGAAGGAAAAACAAGCACUUCAGACAGUUUGUCUGAAAGGCACCAAAAUCCACCUAAAAUGCUUUCUUGCAUUUACUGAGACCAAGACAUACCACGAGGCCAGCGAAAACUGCAUCUCUCAGGGCGGCACCCUCAGCACCCCCCAGAACGGGGAGGAAAACGAUGCGCUCUACGACUACAUGCGGAAAAGCAUCGGCUCAGAGGCGGAGAUCUGGCUCGGCCUCAAUGACCUGGCAGCCGAGGGCAAGUGGGUUGACAUGACGGGCACCGGCAUCCGCUACAAGAACUGGGAGACUGAAAUCACCACCCAGCCGGACGGCGGCAAGUCGGAAAACUGCGCGGCGCUGUCAGGGGCCGCGAUUGGCAAGUGGUUUGACAAGCGGUGCAAAGACCAGCUGCCCUACGUCUGCCAGUUCAUGAUCGUGUAAUACGAGGGCUCCUCCUGCCGACUAGGUUAUCCCAUUUGGCAACAGGAUUAUAAAGCUAUAGGUAUGUGUAUGGGUACAUACACACACGCGCGCGCGCGCACGCACGUUCAAAUAGAGUCACUCUUUGCAAAGGAAGCUGUCGUGGCUUGGUUACAGAUUAGAGAGAGUUAGACCUGAGCUGCACUGCACGCAGCUACACCCGGCUCUGUUAGCAGCUACCCUGUUCUUACUAAGGCAUGAUUUAUAGAUAUAUUUUUUUACACAGGAAAUUUAUUAGGAUGGCUUGAUCUUUUCAGCAAAGAACCAGUGCAACGUUCCAGCCUUGCAAACCAGCCGGUUCAGCUGUCUGGGGCGGCCGCUCUGCAAUUUCCUUUCCGUUCUUGCUGAAUUUUGUUGGAAGACCAGCAAAGCUAGUCUUCUCCUGUUUUGCUUCCUCAUAAACCCCGACAGCGGUCCAUGGGAGCUGGGCACGAGGAGCGCAGAACCACGCUGUAGUCACUCGCAGCGCCUAGAUACACCCUUCUCAUCCUCCUGAUCCUCCUGCUCAAAGUCCCAUCUCAAAGAGUAGGGAUAGUCACUUCUGCUUUACAGUGAGAUAUCUAACUGGGCUUACUGGCUCAAUACAACUCAAUAGGUGGUCAGACUAGUGCCACUACGUGUAUGAAUGAAUUAGCAAAUGAGAGUCACGCGCUGAUUUACUGAGGAGAAGGGGGUCCUUCUCAGAAGCACUUGCCAUUUUGUUGGCUCAUUUCUUGUCAGUCAGCGGCAACUGUUCCACCGAUUUUGGUGAGAGAGCUGCCCCCAGGGCCAGGUCCUUCAGAAAUCCCACCCAAAGCUUUAUUUGUGCUCCAGCAUCGGGGAGGAAGCUAUGAUUCUUUUACAGCUUGCUCAGUCAAAAAUCGUAUUGGAAAUAGAAGAUGACAGUAUUAGGUAUAUCACAGACUUUUAAGGUAAUUAUGGGUUAGACAGUCAUACCGAAGACAGCUGUCUAUUAAAAGCAAAUCCUUAGAAAACUGAUUUUAGCGUCUUUAGGAAUCAUGCUUUUCUUUUGCUUAUUGUUUAGUGAUAGAAACUUAGAAACUCUGUUGAAAUGAGCCAGUCCUUGUUGGUCAAGGCCUAGUCCUCAGCUAAAAUCAUUCUCCAAGUUCUGUUUGGGCUGAUAAAGUCAUGCUCCACUGAAGAUCUGGCCUCAGUAUGCAUUUACUGAGAAAAGGGUUAACGUAAAAAGAUUUAAUUCAGUAACAAUGAUGAGAAAAGAAACAAGCUGCAGGCCACUUUGACAGCUUAAAGAGGCUUUGAUAACGUUGAUUUGCUUCCUGCUGGCCAAAACAUAUCUGUGGUGCUCUGAAUGUCCGCGCUUGUCGGUUAUAUGUCCCUGGUGGAGGGUGUCAGGAUGUAACACGUGCACUCAGGGAGCCCAUGCGAGAAGUAUUUCAAUGUGCCGAUUGGUUUAAAAGCAGCGCGACUAUGUGUUCUCCAAAAUGCCGAGUGGGAGAGCCAAGCUGGAGGAAUUGAAAUACACACACACAGUGCAUACUUCUGAGGCUGUCAUUAUUGCCAAACUCUCCGCUGUUCAAAUGACUAUAAAAUAAAAAUACAUAUAGCUUGCUGAAAGAAUAAAGUUGAGUCAAUUUGUUUGGA